Molecule: messenger RNA, 872 nt
Organism: Paramecium sonneborni
Lineage: Eukaryota; Ciliophora; Oligohymenophorea; Peniculida; Parameciidae
Source: the annotation of a GenBank genome assembly
AUGAAAGUAUUUUAUUAAAAAUCAACUCAGCCUUAACUAUGGGAUUUAAUGAAUUAUGAAUAGUUCACUUAAUAUACUCAAUAAGCUUUUUAAUUAUCAAAAGGCACUUAUAGUAUCAAAGCAAAAAGUAAUAAUCAACAAAUCAGAACAACUAAAGAUUUAUAAUUAUAUGGAUAAUAAGCAGGCAUUAUUAUUGAACCGUAACAUUUUUAUUUCUUAUUAUAAGUCAUCAAUAAAGUUUAUUUUCUGUAUUAGGUGUUCAUUUACCUGAGAACAACAAUCCAUAAUCUCAUAGAAUUAUUAAAUAAAAGGUUCCAACAUUUUAAAAAUAACUCAAAACUGAACAUGAUGGUGUUGAAAGCUUUAAAAAAAUACUCCAUAUUGGAAAUAGUAAUUUAAGUAAUGAUUGGAAACAAAUAAUUACAAGAAUCAAAGAUCUUUAAGCUGAGUCGUAUUACUUUAAAAAUCAUAUGCAAGAAAAUUAUGGUACAUUUUAAGAGGAAAUUGAAGCGUACUUAUUAAUUACAUAUUUUAGCCUAAUUGAUGAAGCUAACUAAUUAUAAUUGCAAUAAUAAUAAGUAUUUUAAUAAAACACUGAUUUGUUACAAAAAAUAGAAUUAACAAAAAAAGAAAUUAUGGAAUAAUAAUAAUAAUAUGAUGCUCUUAAAAAUUAAUUUAAACAGGAAAACAUUGAAUACUUCAUUUAAUCUAAGCAACAAUAAAAUAGAAACUAAAUUAAAAUAUUUAAGUAUAUCGAUGAAUUUGAUGCCUUUUUGAAUGAGAAUAAAUUUAUUUUAGCAUAUGGAGCUAAUUUAGAUAUCAGAAAGAAAUUACAAUAUUUUAAAAAUAAAUAUUUAUAAUUAAGUAAAUGA